Molecule: messenger RNA, 444 nt
Organism: Geodia barretti
Lineage: Eukaryota; Metazoa; Porifera; Demospongiae; Tetractinellida; Geodiidae
Source: the annotation of a GenBank genome assembly
AUGUUCGGUGAGUUUACGCUCUCCUCCGGAAAGAAAUCGGAUUAUUACUUCGACUCAAAGAAGCUGACUAUGGAACCCGCUGGUGCCCGGUUUGUCGCACGGCAUCUCGUCGAUUAUCUUGACGCCGAAGGGAUUGGAUAUGUCGGCGGGGUAGCGUACGGGGCGAUUCCGAUCGUUUCCCAAGUGGUCAUGUUAAGCGGGAUGCGAGAGGACAAACCGAUCCGGGCGUUUUAUCACCGGAAAGAAUCCAAGGAACACGGCACCGCAGCGACUGCGGAAGGGCAGUUUCCGCCGAAGGGCGAACCAGUUGCCAUAGUCGAGGAUGUGGUAACUACUGGUGGUUCCCUACUUGCAUCCAUUCAGGAUGCAGAAGAGAAAGGAUAUAACGUAACCCAUGCCCUGACUCUCGUUGACGCGGAUGAGGGACAGGCCGUGUGGCGUUGA